AUGACGAGUCCCGGCUUCGGGCUGCUAUUUUUGACUUCUGUUUUUGUUUGCGGUUAUGGUAAGUCGAUGAAAGCCUCAAACCAACUCUAAGUGGAAGAUUAGGUCAUCAUAUCGAAGAUUUAUUUCUGGAGGUUUGAUUUAUCAAAGGAAGCAUGAAAUAUUGGGAAGAAUUGUCAUUAUAGAGAACUUUACUAACAGGGGAAAUAACUCAAGAGCGACGCUCAGAUCUUGAUGAAAAAUGGCACAAAUUUAGAGUAUUUUUUCUAAGACUUAUGUGAGAAUCCCUACUUGCGCUUUGCAGAAACAACCGAGAUUUUUAGAUCGAAAGUCGGCGAAAAUUUGAUAAUUUUUGCCGAACUUGGGCACGAAAAGUUUCACACCUAUUUCUACUGUAAAGGGUAAUGUUUCCACAAAAAAAGAAAAUCUUUCCGUCCGAAACUAGCAAAGUUAUGGUCAAAAUGUGUUCUUAUCUCUGACCGCUCUCCACGUUUAGUGUAUUCUCUCGGUGGCAAAAAUUGUCCAAUAUCUCGGCAGCGCCCGCAAAGGGCGAGAUAAAACUUUGAGAAAUUGAUUUAAGUUCAUGCUUGAUAUGUGUGCAAAAUCUAAAGAAAAUCUGAGCGUCGCGCUUGGGGUACUUCCCUUGUAAGUGCUAAACUGUCACGUCCAAAAGUAGGAGCCACCAUAAAAGUACUUUCCUUGUAAAAAUAUUGCUCAAACUUUGAGAAAUUUAAUACAGAGCCUCUAGGACAGAGUUCUUACUACUCUUCGCAGAAACGGUCUCUUUGUUCUGCAUGGCUUUAUAAAUGGAGAUUCAAAAAGUAGUUGGCAAAAACACCCUUUCCUUUCUGCGAGGCACAGCAUUCCGAAUUAUUUUUGCCGCCGACCGGCGUCCGAAAAAAAUGAAAAAAUGAGAUACGCCUCUUACAUUUUUGCCAAUAUCUCGCUAGCCUCGAAGUGUAGCGUGAAUCUGAAAAUUGUGUUUCAAAGCUGACACAUUUGUCCUUCAGAAUAUAUUAAUUUUGUAAUAAUACUUAUUAUGUACGGCAAGGAAACCGUUGCUGAAAAAUGGCAAAUUUCAACAUUCAAUGCCAGAAAAAUGUACUUUCAAAGUGCCAGAUCACAAAAUUAUGGGCCUCAUUGUGUACAGCAUCUUGAAUACUAUAAGAUAUAACAAUUUCAGGCAUUUUCUGGCCCGGUUCGCAGAGUUAUAGCCGAAAAACUGCAAUUUUGGCCUUCUUAUUGUGCAAUCUGCACUUUAAAAGUACAUACAAAAAAUCCCUCUUAAAUUAUUGUUGCCCAGGUUGUCAUGGACCAUUGCGCAAAAUCUCAGCUUUCCAGGACUCCUCCGGAAAAAGUUAUAACGGUUACAAUAUGGGACCCUCGUAUGUCCAAUAUUUAGUAAAAUACGGUGAACUAUGGUGCAAUAUGGUGUUACAUGAUGGAAUUUCUAUUGCUGCUGUCGCGUUGGUUGGGGUACAACAAUUUUAUCGUAAUUACACGGUCAACUACAUAAAAAAAUUUCCCAGCUAUGUCCCCAACUUUUCACUGUUUUCCCUUUAGUGUAGCGAAAACUUGAAAUCGUGUCCCUCGUGCGGAAAAAUCUGAGAGACAGUGUUCAGGUUUCGAGUAAGUUUACGUAGGCCAUAUAGAGCUAUUUUUUGCCAUGGUGUACUGUAUUUUACAAAAUAUUGGGCAUACAAGGGUCACACAUUGUAACGGUUAUAACUUUUUCCGGAGGAGUCCGGGAAAGCUGAGAUUUUGCGCAAUGGUCCAUGACAACCUGGGCCACAAUAAUUUAAGAGGGAUUUUUUGUAUGUACUUUUAAAGUGCAGAUAGCACAAUAAGAAGGCCAAAAUUGCAGUUUUUCGGGUAUAACUCUGCGAAUCGGGCCAGAAAAUGCCUGAAAUUGUUAUAUCUUAUAGUAUUCAAGAUGAUGUACACAAUGAGGCCCAUAAUUUUGUGAUCUGGCACUUAGAAAGUACAUUUUUCUGGCAUUGAAUGUUGAAAUUUGCCAUUUUUCAGCAACGGUUUCCUUGCCGUACAUAAUAAGUAUUAUUACAAAAUUAAUAUAUUCUGAAGGGCAAAUGUGUCAGCUUUGAAACACAAUUUUCAGAUUCACGCUACACUUCGAGGCUAGCGAGAUAUUGGCAAAAAUUUAAGAGGCGUAUCUCAUUUUUUCAUUUUUUUCGGACGCCGGUCGGCGGCAAAAAUAACUCGGAAUGCUGUGCGAGGCACAACCGAGACACCAUUCAUUCAUAUUUUGAAAAUUUGCAUUCCUUUUACCUCUCCUUUUUUAUGGGUUUCUGUGUUCACGCAUUUGCAAAAAAAAUGACUGUUCUUUAGUCUACCCCCUAAUUCAAAAUUUCAGCGCGCUUUUUCUCCUACACCCCAAGACUAGAAGAACUUCUUGGCCAUGAAACUCCAAAACUGGCCAACGGAGACACAGUGAGUUUGGAUGUCCUCCUAAAUCAAGAUGGAGAUCAACUCGCCAAGUACUCGCAAGCUUUUCAACGACUAAAGGAGAUCAAUAAAGACGCUAAAAAGCUGAUUUUGGACGGCGGUUUCUUUUAUCGAUUCGAGCAAUUUGUAAGCAAACAACUUGUUUUCGAUGAAAAGUCUCUUUUUCCAGGGAGAAAAAUUCUUGGAAGCGGAGGUCGAACGGACAGUUGAUGGAAUCAAAGCAAUCGUCGAUGCUGCAAAACAAAAUGAAUUGGAGAUUCAAAGCUUUAAUGUUAGACUACAGUGGUUAAUGUAUUACACGGUAGGGUAACAAAUUUUUGAUCGCAACGGAAAGGCAGUCAAUUUUAUAUUCAAGCAGUCAUAUUAUUGACCACCAAUUUCAUGUAUUUCGUACAGUGGGGGACCUGAUUCAGUGGCAAAAAACGUAGCAUUUUGAAUCCGGGAAGUAUCAAAAAUGUGGCAAAAUGCCUCCCUCUCCAAGUGAAAAAACUUUUUUUUGAAGGGCGCGCCCUUUUUCCUUGCAAAAAGAGCGGUCGCGUUUUUGAAAGCUGAUUUUUUUCACUUGGAGAGGGAGGUAUUUUGCCACAUUUUUUGAUGCUUCUUGGAUGCAAAAUAAAACGUUUUUUGCCACUAAAUCAGGUCCCCACUGUGUGAAAUUGAAAUUACUUUCUUAGGUCAGCCACGACACCUACAACUACCCCGCUAUUCUCAAAAAACACUUCAACGUUACCGUACGGCCCGAUGAUUACGUCGAUUUCAAAACCGUCCUCGAAUACAACAAUACCGACGUCACAGUUCAUGCCGAGCUUCAAUUUGACCCUCGAAAAAAUCGUCAUCAACCAGGUGGUCGGGUCUCCGAGAACCCAAGAAAAGGCGAAGUAAUCGGAGAACGUUCCACAACCGGACAUGGACAUGCUUUCUGGCUUGAGGACAUGGCUUAUGUGCUGGCCAAUCGCGCUGCAAUGCCCGUGUUUCCCAUGGACUUUGUCUUCUUCAGCCCGCUGCAAGAGUUUGCCGAAGAACCGGAGGUGUUUUACAGACAGGCCGUGAAGAAGUUGGGGACGUUAUUCAGAGAGAAGAAAGCUGUGAAUUUGUAUGGAUCAGCGGUGGUUAAGGCGGCUGAGAAUGUAAGUAAAAGGCUUUAAAAUACCACGCCUUGAAAACAAAAUCUACAGUAAAGGACCGGAUCCAGUGGCAAAAAACGUAUCACUUCGCAUCCGGGAAGUAUUGAAAAUGCAGCAAAAUACCUCCCUCUCCAAGUGAAAAAAAACUCAGGUUUCAAGAGCGCCCCUUUUCCUUCACAAAACGAGCGGGCGCGCUUUUGAAAUCGGUGUCUUUUACUCGGAAAUGGAGGUAUUUUGCCACAUUUUUGCUACUUCCGGGAUGCAAAACGGUAUUUUUUUGCCACUGGAUCAGGUCCGCCACUGUAUUGUCGGUAAUCAAUUUCAGAGCCGUCUUGAGUUCCUCAACGAGUUCUCAAAGGUCAAGCAUAACAUUGACGCGGCUGUCAAGGCCUUUGAGGACAACAACUACCCGAUUCUUGGUGUCUCCGUCAAAUUGUACUUCCAAUUCUCAGACAAAGCUACGGCAGACGUUUCAAGUGUCAUAUCGAAGACUUAUGGAGUCAACGUAGACUCACAACUUGGCCAGAAGGCAAUUCUCUUCUCCUACAACGUUUCAGAACAGCCAGUGAAAGUUGAGGUCCAUUUGGACAUUCCCCAAGACGUUGAGGAUGUCUUGGACAACACUAAACUCCGACAAAGCCCAUUGUACAAAGUGGACUAA
Bursaphelenchus xylophilus (pine wood nematode) is the source of this 4245-nucleotide messenger RNA. NCBI's taxonomy places the organism in Eukaryota, Metazoa, Nematoda, Chromadorea, Rhabditida, Aphelenchoididae. The record is from the annotation of a GenBank genome assembly.